GAGCAGACAACAUGGCGCCGUCCAAGAAGCCCAACGUGAAGAAGAGCGACGCCGAAAACGGCCAGACUUCAUAUAAACAAACCCUAAACACCAAAACAGAGCUUAUAUUACAGAGCAGGAAGCAUGCGAACAGUAUAUUCGACCUGCUGGAAUACCUCCAGUCUGAAAACGAGAAAGAAGUCGUUUUUGCGAUCAGCGCCUGCCAGAGGUUAUUCUGCAAGUUAUUACAGAGAGGAGCGCUGUAUGUUGGUCAACUACCAAGAGAAGAAGAGGUUCUCCAAGGUGACCGGGAUGCAGAUGAAAAGUACCACAUAUUUGUAAGACACCGUUAUAAGAGCUGUGUGGAGCUGCUGCUGGAGAACAUGAGCCAUGAAUCUUACCAAGUAAAGGAGAGCGCGCUGUGUGCUAUUAUGAAGUUCGCAGCAGCCGAGGGGAAGCAUCCUCUACAGAAACAGGACUGGACUGAGCAUCACAGAUUCCCCAAAGAGCUUCUAUCAGGGGUGGUGUGGGUUCUGCUCUCGGAGAAAGACGACAUGGCUCUGCUGAUCUCCAGGUUUCAGGAGUUUCUCGAAAUGGAUGAUGUGCGCUACUAUGUUAUGAAUUUGGCGCGCGACAACAUGCACAAAGUGAUGGACAGACACAAACGGGCCAAGGUGUCUGUGUACCAAAACAACGUUUUCACACUGCUCACCAACAUCACUGUGCCAAGCCACGAUUCAGAAAUCACGAACUUCCUGGUCAAGCAGAUGGCUAAAAACAAGGACUGGAAGGCAGCCAAAUUAAAAGAGCACAAGCGAGCGUUUGAGCUGAUGUGGUUGACCUUCCUGAAGUACAAGUUACCCAUGAGCAUGUAUAAAAAGGUGCUGGUCAUCCUGCACGACUCGAUUCUGCCCUACAUGGACGACCCGACGCUGAUGAUCGACUUCCUGACUGCAGCGUACAGCGUUGGUGGUGCCAUCAGUCUCCUGGCUCUGAAUGGCCUUUUCAUCCUCAUCCACAAGCACAAUCUAGAUUAUCCUGAUUUUUAUAAGAAGCUGUACAACCUGCUAGACGUUUCUGUAUUCCAUGUGAAGUACAGAGCGCGGUUCUUCCACCUGGUCAACAUCUUCCUAUCCUCCAGCCAUCUACCGGUUUACCUUGUCGCAGCGUUUAUUAAGCGGCUGUCUCGGCUCGCCCUGACAGCUCCCCCGACUGGCUUGCUCAUAGUACUGCCCUUUAUUUGUAACCUGAUUCGCAGACACCCGGCAUGCAGAGUCCUCAUCCACAGACCCAGUGCUGCUGACGAGACAUGUACUGAUCCAUAUGUGAUGGAGGAAGAGGAUCCUGCUCAGUGUCGUGCCCUAGAGAGCAGUCUGUGGGAAGUUAAGACCCUGCAGAGUCAUUACCAUCCAGACGUUUCUAAAGCGGCCAAAGCAAUAAAUGAAGCUCUACCCGAACCCGAGGAUGAUAUCAGCAAGCUGCUCGAACUGUCCACUUUUGAACUGAUGGAGCAAGACCUGAAGAGCCAAAGCCGGUCAGUGCCACUCGAGUUCGAUUCGGCUGCUGGUCUGCUUCAGAGUCCCAGAGAAGUGUUGGGCCUCCACUUCUCUCUAGAGUAGCCACUACUUCUCUCUGUCUCGUUGUUAUUGUAAUGUUCCACUUUUAUUUACUAACCUUUCAACAUUGAGAAAAAGAAAUACAAUUUUUAAAAAAAAAUCCUAAUUUGUGAAAGUGUGACUGAAUCUAAAAUAGAGGUGAACUGUAGUCCUUAUAAGAAUCUCAGGCAAGUUUAAGCUGUUACGCAAGGCUAGCUCGGCUCGAGUGGAGUGAGAAGCCCAAAUUAUAAUUGCAAUCUGUUUCACUUUUUUUGUACGUGACAACUGACAGUUCGAUUCACUUCACUGAGCCUUUUUGAUUACAGAAGUUACAUCAUUGCCAAAGCAUUGAAUUGACACACACAUCUUCAUACAAUACAAACAUAGUUAAAUGAGGGAAACAAAUAUUUCUGUAACAUUUUAAUAUUAUGCAGGUUGAAGCCUAAAUUAUCAUGAAAUGAGUCUGUACAAUGACGCACUGUCUCAUAUACACACACUGGCAGAUCUGCCAAGUUGUUUGUUUGUAAUAUAGUGCCUGUUUGAACUAUUUAUAUUUUCCGUAUGUCACCCGAAACAUAUUUUCAUAAUUAACUUGACUGCAUAGGCUUGUGCAAAAACUGUCAUGACUAUGGGAUGUGAGCAAGUCUGAGAUCCUAAUGAUAGCCUUAUUGCAUCAUAAAAUGUGAGCGCUUGUCAUGAUCCAUUAUCCAAAUACAAAUCAUGCUGUUAGACUGGUUUACCAGGCGAAAGGGGAUUGUGUAGUGUAAAUAUGGAGCUGUGGACCUGUAACUUUUUCCUGUUAACUAAUUAUUUUUAUUUAAUUCAUUUUAAUAGAAAACACAAAUGAACUUUCUUUCUGCUUUGGUCACGUGAUACUAUAACAAUGAGCAUUCUUAAUGGGAUUCAUUAAUGCUCUGACCAAUGCUAGUCAUUCAUUCACUCAUUCAUAGUGCUUCGGAGGUGACGUGGAGAAUAUUUUUAAUAGCAAAGUGACGCUCCAUACUUAAGAGAAUACUUGUUUUUUGAUGCCUUUUGUGACUACGAUGUUUGUGUACCACCACAGGGUACCCAAUCAUAAGUUCAAGGUAGCGUAUCUCAUCGGUUGUUGCUAAAACCUGUGACACGGAACAGGACGUGACAUGUUAUCGCUUGGCCAGUGACCUCCCCGCGAGACGGGACAGGAUCGACUCAUGACAUACGGGACGGGAGAUUAUGUCCCAUCCCGUCUCAUGUAAUCGUCAUCGCGCAAGAUGGCAGCAAUUAUUCCAUAGAGUAUGUUAUCCAAACUAUACCAUGACACCUGAUAGGACAGCUAAGGUAAGGUCCCCUGGGACGGGACAGGACAGGUAAUGUAAGGCCAAAAAAAAAAAAGUGUGUUUCCGUACCGCCAGACCCUAAACUUUUUUUUCGUUUUUUUCCCAGUCGCGACUUUUACAUAUAACCCAACCGCGUGAACCGGAAGUUUUUGUCACUCACUGGGAAAAUCAGGGCUUUCCACAAGCGCCGGCUGCCGGCCAUACAGCCAACUACACAAUUAAGUCCAGCCGGCUACUUUAAUGACUAUUAUUUUUGUAGCCCACAGGCUCUAAAUAUUAAUUUUCGAUUUUAACAAAAUUAAAUGUUUAUCUAACGGACUGACAAUAAUGUCAAACUGAACCGCACUCAUUUAAGUUGUGAUUCGCGCUGUUUGUACCGAUAAUAACCACAAAUUCCCCGCAGACUUCGUUGAUGAAGGGAGAGUAACUGUAAAACAUGCGAGUGCAGUUUUCGCACAGCAUUGGCUCGGCGGCGCUAAUAGUUCACCACGUGUUUUCUUGACCUUCGGAGCAGCAUUUUGUGGUCUGCUGCUCAACAAAUCUGGGAAGUUCGCCAGUAAUCGACAGUCGAGAUUGUCUCCUGAUGGAUUCACAACGAUGGGUUCUGUAUCAUCUGUAGUCCCUGGAAAAUGGGCCCUUUUGGGUUGUGCACACAUGAUUUCAUGUUGGUCCAAUUUCACUUUGGUUUGUAUUUCCUGCAAACAGAGGCUUGGGAGUUUAAUGCAGCAGGUAGAACUCAAAAUCCAUAAUCUGAGUAUCUGGUCUGAAAAUCUGCUGGACUGACACCAGAUUUGGUAUUUUAAAGGGA
Molecule: messenger RNA, 3698 nt
Organism: Neoarius graeffei (lesser salmon catfish)
Lineage: Eukaryota; Metazoa; Chordata; Actinopteri; Siluriformes; Ariidae
Gene: noc4l
Product: nucleolar complex associated 4 homolog
Exons: 15
Coding region: 12-1598 (528 amino acids)
Biological process (GO): ribosome biogenesis
Cellular component (GO): small-subunit processome; Noc4p-Nop14p complex; nucleolus
Source: RefSeq, a predicted model, not a curated record